Messenger RNA from Amoebophrya sp. A120, 966 nucleotides. Lineage: Eukaryota; Dinophyceae; Syndiniales; Amoebophryaceae. The record is from the annotation of a GenBank genome assembly.
AUGGGCCGCUCUAACGGAUGCGAAGCGAACAGAAAACGAGCAGACGCCGCCAAGCGGGCAGAAAAAUAUGCGAAAGAUGGUAUAGCUGCAGUUUUUCUGUAGUAAUAAUUAAACAGGUCCUGCUCAUCCAGUCCACCUCAUUCGCUUAUAGCAACUGUAGCUGUUUCUGUGAAUCGCAGGAACGGAUCAUGAAAACGAGCAGAAAUUAAAAUUAUACACCUCAAAAAAAAAACCCAGGUAAAUCGCAGCUCGACGCCAACGCAAAAUGCAUGACCCUGCAGUGCCAGGUGUGCCUGCAGAGUUUCAUGUCAACGCAGCUGAAGAUGGCCAAGAUGCACCACGAGCAGAAACACGGCAACAAAAAAUGGGAAGAGUGUUUUCCCGGACACCCGCAGCCCGCGGCGUAGUGAAGGGCGAGAGUUUCUCUACACCAGAUGCUGCUCAAUAAUUCCUUCUCAACAUCCUCGUGCAACUUUUCUACUUAAUAAUACCAAAAACGCGACAACCACCAGUGCGGCUCGGAAGAUGAACUAGCUUUUGCUCCUUUGUCAUGACGGGACGCAACGACGGGCCACCACCACGUGCAGGAGCUCCCCGACUGCUCGUCGUCGGGGAAACGAAAAUGGUGAGUAAAGAGAUGGAUGCUAGGACGACCCACAAUGGUGUGGUGCACGACAUGAUUGAAAAUGAAAAUGAACUUUGACGCCAUUCUCAUUUGCAAUAAAUCUUUUGACAGCAUGGAAAUACGUACUUGGACGAGGCCUACACACUCAUCCUCAAGACAACACAAGAUGAAGACGAGCUAUAGCUGCUGGUUUAGAAAAUUUUCUCCCCUAAACAACAAAAGUUUGCUCAUGGUUUGGCGCGAUUAUUUUGAUUUUCCAUCGUCGUGACUCUGACACCUCGUCUCCACUUUGGAGGUAGGUUGGUCACGGACUUUUAACAAGCAAAAAAAUGCGAAAUAAC